Laccaria bicolor S238N-H82 is the source of this 606-nucleotide messenger RNA. RefSeq lists its product as uncharacterized. The record is from RefSeq and is a predicted model, not a curated record. The annotation marks the transcript as partial. The transcript has 3 exons. Lineage: Eukaryota; Fungi; Basidiomycota; Agaricomycetes; Agaricales; Hydnangiaceae.
AAGAUCAAAGAGUGGUUUCAAAACCAUGGAAGACGCAUCAGGAUGCCGAAGUUUGGAUAUGUCAAACUCAUUUCCACCAGAUAUGUAGUUGCGCACCUGCGCCAGGAGCAAAUACAUGAGGUCGUGACUCGGCUCGCAAAGGGCGCGCCACCUGGGUCAAGAGCGUUUCUUGCUAAAUACCAACAAGGCCUAAAGGAAGUAAUGGGUGGUCUCACAGACGCUGAGAAAGAGGAGUAUAAAGGCUUGGCAGAGGAAUGGACGAAUGCCGUACCGCCCCCUGACGUCCAAAGAAAACUCAAUUCGAAACAUGGCCUGGGCAUGAUGAGAGAAAUGGAUAAAGUCAAGCAAUACCAGCUAGGAGUUUUCAGCUGGAGUCUGGUGGGCGACAUAGAUGAAAAUGGACAACAUAGGAGCGCUUGGUUGGACCAUAAUGCCGAUUUUGGUCCUGAGGGCCUCCGAGAGUUCAGAGAUAUGUUUCCUGAGGCUGUAGGUAACAUUCUGGAAGCCUGGGUCCAGUAUUUGAACUACAUUCAAGGGGCCUUCAGAUUCACCGGCGCAACAUUGCUAUACCAGGCUGAGGCAGAAACGGAAGGCGCCGCAUUUUGA